Messenger RNA from Alligator mississippiensis (American alligator), 1904 nucleotides. It is a transcript of the gene ANKRD49, whose product is annotated as ankyrin repeat domain 49. Lineage: Eukaryota; Metazoa; Chordata; Crocodylia; Alligatoridae. The record is from RefSeq and is a predicted model, not a curated record. Bases 605 to 1339 code for a protein of 244 amino acids. Gene Ontology annotation, molecular function: protein binding. The transcript is spliced from 2 exons.
AGGGGGGGAUCCUGGUUUUCUCUGAUUUAAAAAAAAAAACACAUUUUGAUUAAGAAAAGUAACCCAAAAUUCACAUUUUUCCAUGAUUAAAAUGGAACACCCCUAUAUCUACAACUAUAUGUUAGCAGUGCUUUGCUUUAAUCACGGGAAAAUGUUUUUUUUUCCUUUAAUCCAAAAAUUGGGGAUUUUUUUUUUUUUUUUAAAUCGGAGGGAACCAGGAUUCCUGGUAAUUAGUCCCUGUGAGCUGCUUUGUGCCAGCCAGAGGGAUCUGCCUUGGCUGGAGUGAGCAAAAUGCUACAGGGUGCAGCCUCCUGUGUUGGGGACAGUGAUUUGGGGUCGGGCUCAUGGGGCUGCGACUGCCAGGGCUGGUCCAGAGCAGCUCCGUGAUGCCAGGAAGAGGUACAAACGGUGCUUCAAAGCAGCAUGUUGCUCUCGUUUUUGCAGCCAUCGAUUAACUUCUGUUGGCUGAGUGUAUGUGUGUGCGCGCGUGCACACGUAUGUAUUUGUUCUGCAGGAGUGAGGCAUACAUGACUGGAAAAAAGCACAUGGGGAAAAAUGAAGUGUUUAAUUUUGAACAUUUGGCACUUGCAGAUGCUAACUAGAAAUGAGUGAAAGUGGGAACUCGGAUGUGAAAGAUGUAGGUUCUGGGGAAGAUGAGAGAGAACAGCUUCAGGAGUUCACUGAGAAUUUUAAUCAACUUGAAUUGCUGGAAACGCAUAGACAUCUAAUUCCCAUGGGAACUCAGAGCUGCUGGUCAGGGCAGUCUGAGGAUGAGGAAGAUGAGCAAGAGAAAAGCGAGGAGUGGUACCAAAUGCAAGAAAAGCAAAUGGAAAAGAAUCCAGAUAAGCUGUUGCUCUGGGCAGCUGAAAACAAUCGGCUUAGUACGGUACGAAGGCUCCUAUCACAAAAUCUAGCUCCAGUAAAUGUUCAAGAUGAAGAUCAGUACACACCUCUGCAUCGUGCUUCCUACAGCGGACACUUGGACAUUGUGCAUGAAUUGAUUGGCCAAGGUGCAGAUAUCCAUGCACUGACUGUGGAUGGCUGGACACCCCUGCAUAGUGCAUGUAAGUGGAACAAUACAAAAAUAGCUUCGUUCUUGCUUCAGCAUGGUGCAGAUAUCAAUGCUCAGACGAAUGGUUUGCUGACACCAUUGCAUCUUGCUGCAGGAAACAAAAAUAGUAAAGAAACCCUGCAGCUUCUGCUGAUGAAUCGCUACGUGAAACCAAACUUGAAAAAUAACUUGGAUGAAACUGCCUUUGAUAUUGCUAGGAGGACUGAUGUCUACUAUUACCUUUUUGAAAUAGUAGAGGACUGCAUAAAUUCUGCACCAGACUCUUAAAAAAAAACAAAACAAAAAAAACUUUGUAUGUGAAUUUCUUUUCUUUCUCCUAUGUACAACCGUUGCUGUAUUCAAAUGUGGUGUUUUCUCCCUGAUAGCAAAGAUUUAAAGGGAGAUACUUUGUGGGGCCUCUUAUAACCUAAUAUCUUGUUGUUUUUGCAAGCAUCUAUUACAACUCAUUGGGGUUAUUUGUUUUGGGGGUUUUUCCCCACUUGCUUCCUAAUGUGAUCACUCUAUUCAAAGAGUUUUGAGAGUAUUCAGGACACUGCAGUGAAUGUAAUAUUUAGCUAUGGGUCUCCACAUAUUAAGUGGAGAUUGAUAGACCCUUAUUUAAUUACAGUCCAAAACACUAAAAUCAAGGAGAAAACUGGAAUAUAUGGCACGGUGGGUGGGGCAGGGGCAGGAAUUGUUAGUUGCUAGUCAGUGUUUAUUAGAAUCUUUAUUGUGAGAGACUUAUUUUUAAAAUUUAAAGUGCAUGAAAAAUCGGACUGAAUGCAACUCAUAGAGAUGUUACUCGAAACAUAUAACAAUCCUUCUGGAAAGCUUAUUAAAACAGUAUAAAAUA